Messenger RNA from Rosa chinensis, 2691 nucleotides. RefSeq lists its product as uncharacterized. The transcript has 4 exons. The coding region runs from base 1 to 2691 and encodes 896 amino acids. The record is from RefSeq and is a predicted model, not a curated record. NCBI's taxonomy places the organism in Eukaryota, Viridiplantae, Streptophyta, Magnoliopsida, Rosales, Rosaceae.
AUGUGUCAAGCAGCUUUCAAUGAGGGUGAUUGUGAUGAGGAGUCAUAUGAGUUUAACAAGUUUGUUGAAGAUGCCGAGAUGCCUUUAUUUCAAAACAGUGAACGCACUAAGCUAGAUUCAUUGGUGCAACUUCAUAACUUGAAAGCUAGGUUUGGUAUGAGUGAUACUUGCUUUUCUGAGUUACUUUCCACUGUUGGGUCUUUGCUUCCUAAAGAUAAUGUACUCCCUCAAAGUCUUUAUGAGGCAAAGAAGACUCUCAACAAUUUAGGGCUGCAAUAUGAGAAAAUUCAUGCAUGUCCUAAUGACUGCAUAUUGUAUAGGAAAGAUUUUUCUGAUGAAGAAAAUUGUCCUAAGUGUGGUUUGUCUCGUUGGAAGCUAAAGAGGGAUAAAACAGUUAAAGUGGGUCAACCUGCCAAGGUGUUGUGGUAUUUUCCUAUAAUUCCUAGAUUUAAGCGUUUGUUCAAAUCUGCCGAAACUGCCGAAAUGCUUACUUGGCAUGAGGACAAGCGAACUAAGGAUGGACACAUGCGCCAUCCAGCCGAUUCUCCUGCAUGGAAGUUGCCGGGAAAUGACAUUGAUAUCUACUUAGAGCCAUUGAUUGAUGAUUUGCAAAGGUUAUGGGAUGGAGUUAGUGAUGUCUAUGAUGCACAUAGGAAGGAAUAUUUUACACUAAAAGCUGUUUUGUUGUGGACAAUCAAUGACUUCCCCGCAUAUGGAAACUUAUCGGGGUGCACCACUAAAGGUUACAAAGCAUGUCCAAUUUGUGGUGAUAAAACUUCAGCCACACAUUUGCCCCAUAGUAGGAAAAUGUCUUAUACCUGUCACCGUAAGUACUUGCCACGUCAUCAUCCUUAUCGGAGGCAGAAAAAAGCAUUUAAUAAUGAGCAAGAAUUUGAAGUUGCUCCUCCACCGCUAUCCGGAGAGGAAGUGUUGAACAUGGUAGAAGAUAUUAACUGUGAGUAUGGCAAGGGAAAGAAGAAGAAGACCUCAGAUUCUACCGGUACUUGUUGGAAGAAAAAAUCCAUUUUUUUUAACUUGGAGUAUUGGAAAUCUCUUCAUGUUCGCCAUGCUCUCGAUGUAAUGCAUAUUGAGAAAAAUGUUUGUGAGAGUCUGAUUGGUACACUACUGAACAUGCCUUCUAAAACAAAAGAUAAUGUGGCUGCCCGCUUAGAUAUGAUUGACAUGGGUGUUAGACUUGAUUUGGGUCCGAAUAUUGGGGAGAAAAGAACAUAUCUACCUGCUGCCCCAUACACUUUGUCGAGAGCAGAAAAGAUAUGCAUGUGUACUUCUUUCUUGGGAAUGAAAGUUCCUUAUGGUCAUUCAUCAAACAUAAAAAAUUUAGUGUCCAUGGAUGAUUUGAAGUUGUAUGGAUUGAAAUCCCAUGAUUGUCAUACAUUAAUGCAACAAUUGCUUCCCGUGGCUAUUCGUGCGGUGCUUCCUAAACAUGUUCGAAUAUCUAUAAUGAGGCUGUGCUUCUUCUUUAAUGCAUUGUGUACCAAAGUGGUUGAUGUGUCGAAGUUGGAUAAACUACAAUCUGAUUUGGUUUUGACCUUGUGUAUGCUAGAGAAGAUAUUCCCUCCCUCCUUUUUCGACAUAAUGGUUCAUCUCACUGUGCAUCUAGUUAGAGAAGUGCGAUUAUGUGGGCCUGUUUUUUAUAGAUGGAUGUACCCUUUUGAACGGUUCAUGAAAGUUUUAAAAGGGUAUGUUCGCAACCGUUUUCAUCCUGAAGGUUGUAUAGCCGAGAGUUAUAUUGGAGAAGAAUCUGUGGAGUUUUGCUCGGAGUUUGUUCACCAUUGUAAUCCAAUUGGAGUUCCUAAGGAUUCAAGUAAGCUGUCUGGCCCACUUUCUAGUGCGAAACUGAAGUCAAUAGAUGAGAAAGAGAGAGACCAGGCACAUCUUCAUGUGCUGUCCAAUAAUGCUGAGGUGGAUCCAUAUAAGAACGCCCAUAAAAAGAUUGUCGAGGAGCUGUACGCUGGGAAAAAGAAGAGUAAAAAAUGGCUAAGAAGUGAGCACAAUCGUACGUUUGCCGAUUGGUUUCAAUCCAAGGAAAAUCCUACUGAGGUUUCAGAAACAAUUAGAUGGCUGGCUAGAAAACCGAGUUUCACGGUGUUUACUUAUGAAGGCUAUCUUUAUAAUGGAGUUAAGCACUUCACAAAGCAGCGAGAUGAUGCAAGAGUGGUCCAAAAUAGUGGGGUUUCCUUAUUGGCUAAGACGAUGCAAUUGUCUAGCGCUAAGGAUAAAAAUCCGGUGGAGAGUGAGAUGACUUUUUAUGGGGUUAUCGAAGAGAUAUGGGAGCUUGACUAUCAAGCUUUCAAAGCCCCAUUGUUUCUGUGUCAAUGGGCAGCAAAUGAAAAAGGAAUCAGGCAAGAUGAGUUCGGUUUUACACUUGUAAAUCUCAAUCGGAUUGGCCACCAAAAGGAUAAAUUUGCUUCUGCUAGUCAAGUGAAGCAAGUAUUCUUUGUUGAAGAUCCUAUUGAUUCCUACUGGUCGGUUGUACUAACGACCCCAAAUAGAGACUAUCGUGAUUGUGUCUAUGAUGAUGAUCUAGGGGACACCACCUUGGAACAUCAACCGUUUUAUGUAGAACUACCACCUUGUGAUGAAGACGAGAAUGAGGCUGAAGCCACUUAUCUUAGAGAAAAUGUUGAGGGAUUUUGGGUCGACCAGUUCACAACUCCAAGAGAACAUUAG